Messenger RNA from Gallus gallus (chicken), 1479 nucleotides. It is a transcript of the gene C14ORF166B, whose product is annotated as chromosome 15 open reading frame, human C14orf166B. Bases 10 to 1089 code for a protein of 359 amino acids. Gene Ontology annotation, molecular function: protein binding. The transcript is spliced from 9 exons. Lineage: Eukaryota; Metazoa; Chordata; Aves; Galliformes; Phasianidae. The record is from RefSeq and is a predicted model, not a curated record.
GGUGCGGAGAUGGCGGAGGCCGGGAGCCGCGCGGCCUGCUCUUCUCCCGCGGGUCGGGAGCGCGGCCCGUACCUGGCGGCGUGCCGGGCCUGCGGCGUCUGCCCGGCCUCCUGCCUGCUGCCCGGCCCGCGCGGCCCUGCGCUCCUCCUGCGGCACCGCGGGGUGGGCCCUCGGGGUGCCAAGGCGUUGGCUCUUUCCUUGAUGGCCAACACCUCUGUCGUCUCGUUAGACCUGGCUGACAAUUGGCUGCUGGGAGAAGGAGCAGCUGCAAUUGCAGAAAUGCUGAAGGAAAACCACUCCAUUUCAGCUGUCGAUUUAUCUGACAACAAAAUGGGCAUUGAAGGAGCUAAGGCCAUUUCUGCUAUGCUUCUAGAAAAUACUACAGUUGUGGUCCUCCGGCUCUCAGGAAAUGAGUUUGAUGACCAUGCAGCAAAGUAUUUAGCAGAUGCCAUCACAGCAAACAGCAAAGUGGAAGUUCUGGAUCUGAGUUAUAACAAGUUUGGUCACAAGGCAGGUGAAGCUCUUGGAGCAGCAAUAGCAGAAAACAUCGGAUUAAAGGAACUGAAAAUCAGCUGGAACCAUCUCCACAGUGAGGGGGCAGUUGCUUUGGCCAAAGGCGUGGGGGCGAAUGUGUUCCUCAAGGUGCUGGAUGUUUCCUACAAUGGCUUUGGCAACAGUGGAGCAGCUGCCUUGGGAGAGGCUCUCCGAGCCAACAACGUGCUGGAAGAGCUCAAUGUAAGCAAUAAUCGUAUUUCAGUGGAAGGAGCUCUGAGACUUGCAGUUGGCCUGAGAGAAAACAAGACUCUGAAGAUCCUUAGGAUGAUCAGAAAUCCCAUGCAGAACGAAGGAUGCUGUGGGCUCCUCAAAGCUCUACAGGCAAAUUCUGGCACUGGCAUGGAGAUCCUGGACCUGCCGGACAUCGCUUGGAGCAAAGAGUUGGCAGAGCUGUGUGAGGCUGUGCAAACACUUCUCCCAAACCUUCUUCUCCGACGUGGUGGAAGCACAAGAUUGCAGAGGAAAAGUCUGUUGGCGGUCGAGCUUCGGCCUCAGCCCAAAGUGUUGGGUAAUUCCCAUAACGCCGUGCCUUAACCUCCUUGGGCCUCGUGAAGAACUCGUACUCCCCAGGGUGAAGACCCCAUCUUAGGUCACGACUGCUGUUAUUUCCUGGAUGCACACUCUUUCUUUUCUGAGUUUCACAUCGGAUGGAUGCUACAGGCUGCCUGGAAACAGGACAGGCACUCAGCAGUGAUUCAGCACUGACAGCAGCACGUGGCUUUAACCCUUUCCCCCUCCCUGCACUGUGUCUGCCAUCACCCAGCAGCACCCAGGGCAUCCUCUCUGUGCUGCUGGGGAGAAAAGAACUCUAUGCCAUUACAUUCUGCUGAAAGGAAACUGUCCUAUAGAUGUACAAAUAGUUUUACAUGCUAUGUAUCUAAUAAAUAACAUCUGUGCCUACGACUCCACUGUCCAAACCAUUCA